UGCCCUCCUCUUCGGUCUCCUUCCUGCACCCCUUCCUUCCCCUUUGGCUUUUGGUGGUCUCUCUAUAUUAGCUCGCCGGGCGACCCUGUUCACCGUUCAUCCAUUAAUGGCGGCAUCUUCAGAAGAGGAGACUGACCGGCGACCCAUCCGAAGAGUCCGGUCCAAAAGUGACACCCCUUAUCUGGCCGAGGCCAGGAUCUCCCUGAACCUAGAGACAGCUGAAGAGGUGGAAAGGCUGGCCGCUAUGCGUUCCGAGUCUCUAGUCCCAGGGACCCACACUCCACCAAUCAGACGGAGGAGUAAAUUUGCCACUUUAGGAAGAUUGUUCAAGCCUUGGAAGUGGAGGAAAAAGAAAAGUGAAAAGUUCAAGCAGACAUCUGCAGCUCUGGAAAGGAAGAUAUCUAUGAGACAAAGCAGAGAAGAACUCAUCAAGAGAGGGGUCUUGAAAGAAAUAUAUGACAAAGAUGGCGACUUACAUAAUGAAGACGGAUUGAUGGAGAAUGGCCAAGCUGUUAGCAGCGGCUCCUCAAUGCUUCCCAUCAUAACAGAGCUAGAAUCGACUUCUAUGGCAGGAGAUACUUGUGCAUAUGAAGUGCUUCCAACCUCUGAACUCAUGGAUGGGACAGUAUCUGAAGAUCUGUCGUCUGAGCCAGGAUCACUGUCUCAAGAUCCAUCAUACAAGCCAGCCAUGCUACUGCCCCCAAAAAAAACUGUGGGUUUCCCAGUAGACCAAGAGGACACCCCUGUGAAACAAAUAACACUCCUUAAGCAACCCCCUGCCCUGCCUCCCAAACCUAUAUCCAGAAUUGCCAAUCAUAUAGCAGACUCCGGUGCACCUGUGAAACUGCCUUGUAUGCCAGGGAAAAUGUCUCCUCCACUACCUCCAAAGAAAGUCAUGAUUUGCGUGCCAUUAGGAGGGACAGACUUUCCACAUGGUCCAUAUUCCAGCCAGAAGAGCUCCCAGCAUCAUCAUACUGUGCUACCAUCCCAGUUAGCAGCUCAUCAACAUCAGUUGCAGUAUGGUAGCCAGCAUUUGUCUACAGGAUCCAGCUCCAUACCCAUUCACCCAUCCAUUCCUCCUGGGUGCCGAGUGAUUGAAGAGCUGAAUAAGACACUCGCCAUGACAAUGCAGAGGUUGGAAAGCUCUGGUUUGCACGGAGGGGAGAGUAUGACCAAAUCAGGACUCAGCGGCUAUUCCGACAUGAGACAAGUGCCAACAGUUGUUAUUGAAUGUGAAGAUGACAAGGAAAAUGUGCCUCAUGAGACAAGCUAUGAUGACGCUUCGUGCCUCUACUCUAGAGAGGACGAUGAAGAUGAUGAUGAAGAUGAUGAUGAAGAUGAUGAUAGCUCACUAUACACAAAUUCUCUGGCAUUAAAGGUCUUACGAAAAGAUUCAUUGGCAAUAAAGUUAAGCAACAGACCCUCCAAGAGAGAACUGGAAGAAAAGAAUAUCCUUCCCAUGCAGACGGAUGAAGAGAGGCUGGAAACAAGGCAACAGAUUGGGACCAAGCUUACAAGGCGGUUAAGCCAAAGGCCAACAGCAGAAGAGCUGGAACAAAGAAAUAUCCUUAAACCUCGAAAUGAGCAAGAGGAACAAGAAGAAAAGCGAGAGAUUAAGAGAAGACUGACACGCAAGCUUAGUCAAAGGCCCACAGUGGAAGAACUACGAGAGAAAAAAAUCCUUAUACGUUUCAGCGAUUAUGUGGAGGUGGCAGAUGCACAGGACUACGAUAGAAGAGCAGACAAACCAUGGACUCGACUAACAGCCGCUGACAAAGCAGCUAUUCGUAAAGAACUUAAUGAGUUCAAAAGUACAGAAAUGGAAGUCCAUGAAUUAAGUAGGCAUUUAACAAGGUUUCACAGGCCCUAGCAUUCAGUUCAGUACUUGAAUACUUACCUAUUGAAAAAAGGGAACCACAAGUGCUGGUAUACUUCAUUUCUCUUUUACUUAAAUGUAAAUCUUCAGAACUGCCUUCUUUUAUCAAGAGAAGAAAAACAGCGUUUGCAUACUCUACAUUGAUGACCCCCAUCUUCACUAAACCUUCAGGAACUGAAGGGGUGUCUAAUGGAUCGUGUCAUCAGCCAGCCUGUGGAUCUGUCUUGUCUGUACGAACUCAGCAGAUGUUGUUCUUCCUCGCAUCUUUGGACAUCAGCAUCUCUUGUCUCGCUGUUGUUUGUGAUUCAAAGGAUAGAACAUGCAAAAGAUUCCAGAGCUGAUUAAGUAAAACAGACCUGUGAAGCUUACAUCAGCCGUGAUGCAUCAAAGCCAAAUCUACGUAGGCUUGUUAGUAAGCAAAAAGAGAGAGAACGUUGCACUAGUUUUCCUCUGUGAAGCAUUCCUGGUUUAUAAGGGUCACAUCUUCCAUGCCUGUGACUGGUUGUUGAUUUUUCAGCACAUUGUGUCAAAUGGAAUAUGUGAAAGCCUGUCAAAAAAACCGAGAGGGUUGAGCAAAUGUGGCUGAAAGGGCAAAUGUUAAUGUAGCUUUGAGACAUUUGUCACCAACCUCCUUCAAUUUCUCAUCUUCUCAGUGGUAGAGUAAUCAGGGUCAGUGAAUUAAAACUCAUGUCAAGCACUCAUUGAACAGAUACUUCAGAGCUGCAAAUCAUACGUCAGACUAAUGUGGCCCCAGUCCCAUUACCGGAAGUCUGCAGAACUCUGUAUAUGAUUAUUUAACCUGUACUGUGCAUUUCAUCGUCUCUCCAUAUAACAGUCUUGCUUAUUCUGGGGCCACUCCUUUGCUUUUUUUUCUCAUAAGCAUACUGUAUGUUUGUAUCAAAGGGGCAGACUUGUCCUGUGAUCUUUUCAUACCAGCCUCCUUACAUUUCUGUUCUUCAGGUUCUGAUUGUGUCAGUCUUUGGGAAUUUCAUGUCAUUAUAUUGUGCCUGUUCUGUGACCGUUAAGAAGCAUGGCUCCUAUGAUGAUCAGUGGUGCUUUUAUACACACCUUUCUGUCUGGUAGAGUUCAACGCUGAAAUUCUAUCGGCAAGAGAAAGAAAAGCAAUAGUCACUGAGCCUGUCCGGAUUAGAUGGAAUAACAGGGAGAUUUCUCUACCUUCUAUUAAUGCCAACACAUGAGCCACAACUUGGGGUCUCUUAUUUAUUUCUUUGGAAAUAAAUAGAAUUUCCUGUUCUUCCAUUACCUUUAAUUUCAUUGCCAUAAUUGUUUUAACAAUGAGCCUUGAUUCAGUGAAAGGCACGGUCAUUUAAGGAACCAACCACCGUUUGUGUUAAAAAAUUAAAGUGCCACUAAAAAUAAUAUUGUGGUGUUGCAGGGUAUAUAGAUCCAGGUUAGAAGAUGAGGUUUAAGCAAAAAGAAUAAUAUUUUAACAAAAUAAAAAGCCUCCAGGGAAUAUAUUCAUUGAUAAACUCAUUGCAUUCUUCACAGAUGAAUGCGAAUGCUAAUACAAAAUGGCAGGUUGGACAAUAUUUCAAAAAGUGUGCGUGUGUGAGAAUUUCCAGUGUGUGUUUAGUGAUGUUCAUUUCUGUGUUGUGUGCUUUGGAAAACAAAUGCAGGUUGCUAUUUAUUGCCCCUCAGAUUCCUAGUGUUAGUACUGCAGGAACAGACACCAGUUAUGAACCGGCCCUCGUCGCAUUUUGCACUUGUGUGUAUGUAAUGGCGGCUGACUAGGGCUGCUGCUGCCACAUAAAACUAUAUUUAGCCGAAACCUUUUAUCUUAUGGAACCAAACAUUUCAACGUGGCUGCUCUGAUAUUGUUUGAACUCGAGUUUUGUUUGGAAAAGAGCCCAACUAUUAUAUUAGUGACAUUAUGAACUGACUGCUUAGGCCAGGGCUCUUCCACUGAAGGCUUUAGGCCAGGGGUGGCCAGACUUUGUCCCCGGGAGAUCCACUUUUGACUCCUCCCUCAAGACGCACGUCGCCUACGUAAGCAUUUCCAUUAAACGCGCUGCACUUCCGUAUCCCCAGGCUUUGACGCAGUCUGCCCGAAAUUCACGGGGGAUCGACUUGUGGACCGCGAUCGAUGUAUUGGCCACCCCUGCUUUAGGCUGUGGCUGGACUAGUGGUAUUGCUGUGAGGUGCUUGAAGUGCUAGUUCAGAGAUAGCUGCAGAAUUCUAGGUGAAACAACAAUGGUUCUGAGCGCACCCCUAGAUUCGUAGGGGGAAAAGUUAUUUAUUAAACCUGCUUUUGUAAAUCUGAGCCCUACUUGUAUUCAUGUAAAAAUCUGGUAUUUUGAGAUAAUAAUGGUAAUAUUGUUCCACCUGCUUCGGAAUAAGUGAUGGGGUGGGAAAGAGGUGGUUUAGCACAAAUAAAGAAUAAUAAAGCUGAUAGGUAUCAUACCCAAGCGAUAUACAUGCUAUUUCCAGUCUGUGCUCGGGGUGUCACAGAAUUCUACUCUCUGGGUAGAACUAAGGAAAAUGAAACUAAAUGAAAGGAUGAUGUGUGUUUAUUCAUUCUAGUACCUUCUGCCUUUUGGAUAUCAUAUGAGCGGACACUUACUGGGGAAGCAGCAGGUCAGUAACGAGCUGAGAUGUACCAACACUAAAAUUUGGACUGUGUAACAGGAAUGUCAGCCAGGAAUGAUAAGGUUAAGCAGAUAAGUGUCUCUCUGACCAAGAAUAAACAGAGUAAAGGCUUCUGUAGAUUGCUUCUGUAGGACUCUGGUAGAACUGGGUAAAGGCAGGAAGCAAGCCUGACCUGGUUACAAUUAGUUUGAUCCCUAAAUUCAAUUCCGUCUUGCUAGCACACUUAAAUAUAUGAGAAAUGCUGUUCUAUUUGCAGCAAGCAGAAAAAAAGGCUGAUAUGUCCAGCUGGUUUAAUUCCUUUACACCCAUGAGCGCUCCUUUGUUUAUAAUUUGCAUUUCAGUGUAGAAAUCUGUGAUAAAUAUACCAGGCAGCAAGGGACUUUAAUCAUAAAAAUAUGGAUGGUCACACAGAUUGCUUACCAACAGAUGCUUCUCUUGGUACCUCAUGCCUUCCUUGGCUUGGCAGGGACAAUUUUUGAACUUCCAGUAUCAAAUACUCAAAUUGAUAAAUGUCCCUGUUGUUGGGUAAGCAAACAGAAGAAGUACCUGCCUUUUUUACCCCCCCCCCUAACUUUGUGCUCUAGUCACAUGCCUCUUCUGCCUACCCCUAGUCCCUGCCCUGGCUGUCACACUAUAUACUACAAAAGGCUACACAAUAUCAUUAUUGCUUGGAUGCAAUUUUGCUAAGUUUAAUAUUGAGCCUUCAUAACCCCUGUUAUUGCAUUUAGUGGAUUUAGCCACUAGUUCAAUUCUGUCUCUAAACUGAGCCAUGUGUUUUCCUAAUAUUUCUCUGUAAUGUUACAUAUUUUUAAAUAUAGCAGGGAGUGGUGUGAUUAUAAUAGAUGCCUAAGGAAAUGUCUGAGCACCUAAACUUGUUUUUUUUCUUUAUUAGAAAGGCAAGUUUAUUUGGCACUGGUGUGUAGUUGUGAGCAGAUUGUGUAACCUUGGGAAUAACCUUGAUGCUAGAGGUUACACAGAAGAAAGGGUACUUUUUCCACACUAGCCCCUACCAUUCCUCUGCUGUUUAAAUACAUUUAAUACGUAAAGGGCAAUAAGAAUUACAAAAUCUUUUUGUAGCCUCAAAUUCAGUGUUGAGCAAGCACUGCAGGGAGGAUGGUGGCUACAGUCUGCCCGUGAGUAGCCCGAAGUGGACAUUUUGGGAAACUGAUGAAUCCAUUAUCCUGUAGGUGUGGGUUGCUUUUAAGUGAGGCACAAGAUGAGCAAACUUCCGUAUGAGUGACUGAUGGGAGGGUUUUAUUGUCAUUGUUCAUUUUAAGGUCACUAUUUUUAUUUGUAUCGAUUUGUGUUUUACUAAGGGAGACAUGAAGCACUUAUAUGUUCUGCGGAGGUAAGCUGGAUGAACUAUUUCAGUGAAUAAAGAAUAAUCUAUA
Messenger RNA from Xenopus tropicalis (tropical clawed frog), 5874 nucleotides. It is a transcript of the gene phactr1, whose product is annotated as phosphatase and actin regulator 1. The record is from RefSeq and is marked validated. NCBI's taxonomy places the organism in Eukaryota, Metazoa, Chordata, Amphibia, Anura, Pipidae. Gene Ontology annotation, cellular component: nucleus; cytoplasm; synapse.